CUUGAAAGGAUUAUUGCCGACAAGAAGAGUUCAAGUUCAAUAGUUAAACUUAAUUUCUACCUUUUUUUUGUCAAAAACCCAGAUCAUUACAGUGAAAUCUUUAUGAUGGAGCUCCGCUGCCUGGGAUUAUUGGUCGGAUACAGAGCUUCCAAGAUCCUAAAAAGCAAAUUCCUGGAAGGAGUCGGGAGCUUUAAGGCUAUGGUUUCCUGAGAUUUUUCUCUGGUCUGCUUCACCUGGAGGAGCUUACAGUGCCCGAAAAUGGCGAUUCGCCACCAAUUCUUUGUGUUACUACUAAUAACCCUUUUCCUCAUACCGGUGUUCGCCGUCGACUUCAUCUUCAAUGGGUUCGAUUCUUCGGAUCUAUUAAUCUACGGAAACACUACCCUUGAAUCGCGAAUCCUUACCCUCACCAAACCUUCCAAUCUCUCCCUUGGCAGAGCUCUCUACCCUUCCAAGAUCCCCACCAGAGGAUACCCUAACUCCUCUCUUCUUCUACCCUUUUUCACAUCCUUCAUCUUCUCCAUCGCUCCCAUACCCAAUUACCAACCUGGCCAUGGCCUUGUCUUUAUCAUGACUCCACAAACUGGUAUCCAAGGUGUCAGCUCUUCCCAACACCUCGGCCUCUUCAAUCGCACCAACGAUGGAGAUUCCAGCAACCAUGUCUUCGGCAUCGAAUUCGAUGUCUUCCAGAAUCAAGAGUUCAACGAUAUCAACAAUAACCAUGUCGGCUUCGACCUCAACUCUCUCACGUCCUCCACCGCUCAACCCGCCGGUUUCUGGGAGGAUGGCCAUGAUACCUCCUCCUCCUCCUUCAAAGGUCUCACCUUGAACAAUGGUGUCAACUAUCAAGUCUGGAUUGAUUACUCCGGUUCCCAUCUCAAUGUCACCAUGGCCAGAGCUGGAACAAAAAGGCCUCAAAGGCCUCUGAUUUCUACUUCUCUCAAUCUCUCUGAUGUUCUUCUCGAUGAAAUGUAUGUUGGGUUCGCGGCGGCUACUGGAGUUCUAGUCGAAUACCAUAGAAUUUUGUCUUGGAGCUUCAGUAAUUCAAAUUCCUCCAUUGGCGAUGCACUGAACACUUGGAAUUUGCCAUCUUUUGUUCCUCCGAAGAGCUCUUUUCUCAGCUCCAAAGGGUUCAUCGCUGGAUUUACAGUGGCGUUAACUGCUUUAUUAGCUUCCAUGGCUGGGAUUACUCUGUUUUUUAUUAAGAGGAUACGAAGUAAAAAGAGGGAAAGAGAAGCAAUAGAAGAUUGGGAAUUGGAGUACUGGCCACACCGGAUUAAUCACCAGGAGAUUUACACAGCAACGAAGCGGUUCUCGGAUCAAAAUCUAAUUACGGUCGGGGGGAACGGGAAGGUCUACAAGGGGGUUCUCUCUGGUGGAACAGAGGUUGCUGUGAAGCGAAUUUCCCACGAAACCGAACACGGAAUGAGACAAUUCUUGGCCGAAGUAUCAAGCUUAGGCCGAUUGAAGCACAGAAACCUGGUUGGAUUCCGAGGAUGGUGCAAGAGAGACAAGUUCAGCUUAAUCCUAAUCUACGAUUACAUGGAAAACGGAAGCUUAGACAAAAGGGUUUUUGAAUGCGAUGAGAAAGUGUUAUUGGGUUGGGAAGAUCGAUUGAGAGUUCUAAAAGAUGUGGCUUCAGGUGUCUUAUAUCUACACGAAGGAUGGGAAGCUCGAGUUCUUCACAGAGACAUUAAAGCCAGUAAUGUAUUACUUGAUAAAGACAUGAAUGGAAGGUUAGGAGAUUUCGGAUUAGCUCGAAUGCACAGCCAUGGCGAAGCUGCGAACACUACCCGUGUCGUUGGCACUGUGGGUUACUUGGCUCCUGAACUGGUUCGCACAGGAAGAGCUUCUGCAGAGACUGAUGUGUUCAGCUUUGGAAUUUUGAUUCUGGAAGUGUUGAGUGGAAGAAGACCUGUAGAGGAAGGGAAGCCUGGUUUGGUGGCUUGGAUGUGGGAGUUGCUUGAGAGAGGAGGGCUCUUGUUUGGAGUUGAUGAGAGGUUGAGGGCUAAAGGUGGGCUUGAUGAUGAGUUGGUGGAGCAAGUGCUUCGUUUGGGCUUGCUUUGUGCUUACUCUGAUCCACAAGCUAGGCCCACUAUGAGACAAGUAGUGAAGGUGUUGGAGGGAAAGAGUGAGUUGAAUCUUGAUUUAAAUUCUCUUGAUGAUGAAGAAAGGGAAGGACAUGAUGUGUAUUUGCUAGAGAAGAUGAAGUCCAAUGUCAUGAGUUCUAAGUAUAGUAGUCAUGGUAGGAGUCUCGGAAUACACCCUACUUUUGACGAGAUCCGGCAUUCGCUCUCAUCGUCGACCUCGCUUUCUAGCUCCGAUGUGAUUGUAGAUGGUAGAUGAUUGUGUGUUAAUCAAGUAGUAAGAAGGGUCGUAAAAAAAAGGUAUUAGGAUGGUUUUUAAUGUACAUACACAAAUCAAAUGAGAGAUGAAAAUAAUUGCAAUGAGAAGUAGGUGUGGUGAUACAUGUGUAUUUGAACUGUUCUUAUUCUUUCCAAUAUAUUUUUUUUUCUCUUUUAUUCAUUAAAUUGGAUUGAUGUGUCUGUUCUUAUAUUGAAGGGAAGGACAUAAAACUAAAAUGGAAAGUUGUAUUAUUA
Molecule: messenger RNA, 2600 nt
Organism: Macadamia integrifolia
Lineage: Eukaryota; Viridiplantae; Streptophyta; Magnoliopsida; Proteales; Proteaceae
Product: L-type lectin-domain containing receptor kinase VII.1-like
Exons: 1
Coding region: 259-2346 (695 amino acids)
Biological process (GO): protein phosphorylation
Cellular component (GO): plasma membrane
Molecular function (GO): protein kinase activity; carbohydrate binding; ATP binding
Source: RefSeq, a predicted model, not a curated record